UCUUGUUUGCUUUAGUUGAAAAAAAAGUCAUAUGAAUGCAAUAAUGAAAAAAUCAAUCAAAAGAAAAGCUAUCCCUUUAGGAUGCAUAGUGAUAAAUCGAGAUCGAUAUUUAGUGCUAAACUUGAUUACAAUGAGAGAGAAAAAAGAAAAAGAUGAUGUGGUCGACACUCCACAAAACACAGGACCGCAACAAACGAUGGCAAACUCCACGCCUCGGAUGUUGUUACAAAUGAGAUAUGACAAAUAUCAAAGAAUGGACAUUGAUGAAAUUCUACCUGGUCUAUAUCUUUCUGGUUGCAAUCCUGCAGAGAAUAAGGAUCUCAUGGAAAGUUUCAAAAUAACCCACAUCGUCAACAUGGCGUCAUACUUCGAUAACCAAUUUCCAAAAACUAUAAAAUACUAUAAAAUUAAAGAAGAGGACUUGGAAGAAACCAACUUGUUGCAAUAUUUUGAAAAGACCUUUAAGUUCAUUGACGACGCAAGGAAAACCAAAGGCAGGGUACUUGUUCAUUGUAACGCUGGGAUUUCGCGCGCUGGAACCAUGAUCACGGGGUACGUCAUGAGAACAAAGGGAAUGACGAUGACGCAGGCCAUGGAGUUUGCGCAGUCUAAACGUAGAAUGAAUCCAAUCGACCCCAACGAGGGUUUCAUGAAACAGCUGAAAAAGUAUGAAGAAAUGUUGAGAAAGGCAAAGGUUCUCAAAUGACAAAGGAUCUCAAAACAAACAAGUUACCGGAAACUGCAUGUAGACGACAUUGUGAGGUGGACGGAGCAUGGAACCGACAUGGCGCCUUGUGUUUAUCUCUUAUUUUUCUACUUUCCAAUUGUUGAAAAAAAUGAAUAUCGCAACAUUUAUCCACUGGUACCCGUGCCAAUGCUUUUGUGUACUAUAUGCAAUAAAUUAUUUUUAUUAUAAUAAAAACUUCUUUC
Molecule: messenger RNA, 930 nt
Organism: Saccostrea cuccullata (small rock oyster)
Lineage: Eukaryota; Metazoa; Mollusca; Bivalvia; Ostreida; Ostreidae
Product: probable rhodanese domain-containing dual specificity protein phosphatase
Exons: 3
Coding region: 32-706 (224 amino acids)
Biological process (GO): protein dephosphorylation; negative regulation of MAPK cascade
Molecular function (GO): protein tyrosine/threonine phosphatase activity; MAP kinase tyrosine phosphatase activity; MAP kinase tyrosine/serine/threonine phosphatase activity
Source: RefSeq, a predicted model, not a curated record